GUUUCCUAACCUCCAGCCCACAACAGCCCUCAUAGUGUAAGUAAAUAUCUAAUAGUUUUUUGAAGUAAAUGACUAUGUACAUGCAAAGUAUGUGCCAGUAAACCACAUAUAUACCUUUUGAAUUUUACAUACUGUGAAAUAAAGUGCUGCCGAAAUCCCUUAAUGGCCUGGGCUUAGCCUAGGGAUGCAGCCUCGGAAACCAGCUCAGGUACUACAAACACAUUGGUCACAUUGGAAAAACAGACUUUUCAUUUGUAUAGACUGUUCCUUGCAGGCCUAGUGACGGGGGUUUUUCUUUAGUCUACAUCUCUUCUACACGAUCUCAUAACAUUUGUUUGUUUUUAUUACACUUACAUGGAUGUAUGGUUAUCAUGUCACAGCUGGCUUUCGAGUUCAUGCAAGAUUAAAGUUCUUAUAUUCAUUGUUCUGCAUUGCCUCUAAUAAUGUGAUGCCACAGAGCAUCUGUCUUUUGGCCUGACAUUAAUAGUUGCUCGGUAACCACGUGGGUUUUUUUGACCACUUCCUGCCUGUUCUGACUUUCUCGCUGCUACCACCCUUAACCAUAUCCUCAGACAUCACUUCUAAACUAUCAGUGGACAAGUACAGUAGAGAAAACAUCGUUUUUGUCAACUGAAGCGGUGUCUCUAGGUUUCAUAUGAACUGGUGAUAUGUCCAUCAAGAUGGCGUCCAUUCUGUCUCACCACCUCCUUUUCCUCAUUCUGCUUGCCCCAGAACUCCAAGUAAAUAUUUCUGGGGAAAUGGUAGAAGAAACUGCAGCCAAUCCCAUGUGCCUCCGUGUAGAAGCUCCUAAAGAAGUGACCGAGGGAGAAACAGCAGAUCUGACAUGUAACACCACCUGCAGUCUGACUGACCCAACAUUCAUCUGGUACAAAAAUGGACGUCCUUUAACCACAAAGACCAUCAAGAACAACCAGCUCCACCUGCAGACGGUCAGCAGUGAGGAUGCAGGCAGUUAUAGCUGUGCUGUAAGAGGAUCUCAGCACCUCCGCUCUACUGCUCACAGCCUCAGAGUCAGAUACCGUCCAAAGAGGGUCUCCGUGUCCAUCAGUCCCUCUGGUGAAAUAGUGGAGGGCAGUUCAGCGACUCUGACCUGCAGCAGUGAUGGAAACCCACCUGUGGAAUGUCACUGGUUUAUAGGAACAUUAUUAGUAGUUAAAGAAAAGAACUACACAAUUCCCAGUGCCAGCUCUGAGGACAGUGGAGAAUACAAGUGCAAGUGCAUGAAUGAACUUGGAGAGAGAUACUCUGAAGCUCUAACUCUGGAUGUUUGGUAUCCAACAAAGAACAUCUCAGUGUCCAUCAGUCCCUCUGGUGAAAUAGUGGAGGGCAGUUCAGUGACUCUGACCUGCAGCAGUGAUGGAAACCCACCUGUGAAGAAUUACACCUGGUUUAAAGAAGGUGGAACCUCACCUGUAGGAUCUGGACAGAAUUACAGCAUCAUCAGCGUCACUGCUGAUUACAAAGGGUGGUAUCACUGUGAAGCUUGGAAUAAACUUGGAAGACAGAAUGCAUCUGCAGCUUUAUUUCUACAUCCAGUUCGGAGUUACACGACUGUCUUUGUGACUGUGGGAAUAGCCUGUAUUGGAACUGUGAUCAUUGUGUGCUUUGUCUAUCUGCUGAUCAGACGGGCUAAACGAACAGUUCAGGGAGCUCCAUCCAGGCCCUGCAAAGUCAACAACACAGCUCUUAUCAAAUAUGCUUCAGGUGAAGUUGCAUAUGGAGGUCUUAAGGAUAAAGGCUCAUCCUUUCAUGAAAUAGAUGAAGAUGCCAAUGACACAUAUGUGGUUCCUGAUGAUCUUGAUGACCCGUAUGCUAAUGUUAAUACUGAUUCUGCUGAGGUUGCCUGCAUGAAUCAUGACAAGGAUGGAUCUCCUGACUAUGAAAAUGUCAACUGGAACAGAAAGUUGGACUGAGAUUGCAGGAGUAAAACCACCGGCCAUGACCUUUUCCUCAACCUCGCCUCUGACCGAACUGAAAUCAGACUGGUUUGUCACCAUUUCCCAGUAAAAUAGGGAGCACAUUUAACAUAGAUGGUGUUGUGGUUAAAAGUUUCCCAGUUGUUUGGAAGCUUGAUGUUAUUGUUGCUGCAUUACUCAAGACCUUUUUCUACCUUUUCAACAUUGCACUCUGUCUAGAUACAGAAAUAUUGGUCCAUACUUUUUAUAAGAUUAAGAGACCCUUAUUACUCCCACAACGGGGAAAUUCCACCUCUGCAUUUAAUCCAUCCGUGAAGUG
This is a messenger RNA of Pygocentrus nattereri (red-bellied piranha), 2256 nucleotides long. RefSeq names its product B-cell receptor CD22-like. The transcript has 9 exons. The record is from RefSeq and is a predicted model, not a curated record. NCBI's taxonomy places the organism in Eukaryota, Metazoa, Chordata, Actinopteri, Characiformes, Serrasalmidae. The coding region runs from base 669 to 1934 and encodes 421 amino acids.